GCCCAGCUCCCUUCUGCAACUUCCGUCUUUUAUUCGUCGCCAUUUUGGAUCGAGAGUUGGCUCACUAGAAAUAGGUAACGGUAGCUAGCAGCCUGGCCUGACCACAAGUGCAAUAAUUACUCAGAGCACAUGUAGUGGUCCUGCCUUUCAUCAGUGUGGGGGUUUCCAUGAGCUGUGCACCGCUCUGCCCUGCCUUUCAUUCCUCCAGCUAGCCACCAGCUACAGUAGAGCAGAUGUCAGAGCUAGCUAGCUAGCCUUGUUAGCUAGCUGUGGAGCUGAGCAUCAGCACCGGCUCUGAGGAGAGCGAACAUCACCAUCAGUCUGAACGUCCCGACCAGCCGGGCAGCGUCUUUGUUAGCAAUUCAUGAAGUGAGGAAACCGGUGCAGACUUAGUCCCCAGACGUACCACAGUUUGCCAGGAGAGAUGUAUCAACUUCCAGUGAAUAACCUGACAAGAAUUAGGAGAGCUAGGAAACAAGUGAAAAAAGCACUUGGAGACAUUGGGCUGGAGUACUGCAAGGAGGCAGCAGAGGAGUUCAAAGAGUUCUGUCCUGAUGAGCAAUUUGUAAAGGCUAGUCUUUGCCUUGAUAUCUGUGCAUGGGAUCCAUCUUACUCCAAAACGCAGGAAUACAGAUCAAAGCCAUUUUGCUGCACAGAGUGCUCCUUUUCUUCCAAAUACUACUCAGGCUACAAGAAUCACUUCCGCAAUGUACACAGGAAAAUCUUUGAGAGUAAAAUUCUGCUCAACUGUCCAUACUGCACGUUCACUGCAAGCAAGAGAAUUUUGGAGACGCAUGUUAAAAUAUUCCACAUACCCAGUUCAGCACGGCAGAAUUAUGGAAACUCACAGGGAGCUACACUGGGAAAGAAGGACAAAACAUUUCUUGAUAGGGUCAAACAGGGAGAUGGUGUCGAGAAACCAAUGUACUUUUGCAAAAAAUGCACAUUCCGGGACAGUCUCUACAAUGUUGUGAGAAGGCACAUCUACAGGGAACAUUUUCGUCAUAUUGUCUCCCCAUAUUUUGCUAUGGUUCCUGAAUCAUCCGUCAAAAACGGGGCUAGUCCUGUCAAUGGCAACAACAUCCUCUGCAAGCGCUGCCAGUUUUCCACUCGCAGCUAUGAGGCUCUAGUACAGCAUGUUGUAGAGUACCACGAGCGAAUUGGUGCUCAAGUGACCACCAUGAUUGGACAUGCUAACAUUAUUGUCUCCAGGGCUCAAUCCUUGCCAGUCGCUUCUCAGAAGGCCCCUCUGAUCAUAAGGGGCCAAACACAUAGAACUGACCCAACAGCUCAACCAGUUAUUGGCUAUUUAAAGCCAUCGGCCCCUGUUAAGAAUCAGUCCUCCAUCAAAGCCAGUCAGAUGCGUGCAACAGUUCCUAGCAAAAUCUCAGUGUCUGAAAGUAAUGCUGCCGGUGUAAACACGGCACAGACACAGAAGUGGAAGAUAUGUACAGUUUGCAAUGAGCUUUUCCCUGAAAACCUCUACAAUGCUCAUUUUGAGAGUGCACACAAGGCAAAGAGAGUGUGGGCACUGGCCAAGUACAUCAUGAAAAUCCACAACUUCACCAGCAAGUGUUUGCUUUGCAACCGCUAUCUGCCCAGCGACACGCUGCUUAACCACAUGCUAAUCCACGGUCUCACCUGUCCACAGUGCCACUCUGCUUUCCACAAUGUUGAAAAAAUCAUUGAGCAUGUUGCUCAGGCUCAUCCUGAGGACUUUGUUGGACCCCCUGGUGCAUCACCUUUAACCUUUGACCUCACCCUUAAACAAGAUAAGUCCUGUAACGUACAGCUUGUUGUGCUCACUUUUAACAUGAAAGAAUCUAUAAAUGGUAAAGAUCAAUCUGCCCUCGCUAAGAAUAGUGUUCCACCUCAGGUCAAACUCACUGCUCCCAGAAUCAUUGAAAAGAAAAGUGACCCAUUUGCUAGGAGUUUUUCCGCACUGCCGCACAAGAGUGAGGUCGGUAAGACUCUGUGUCCGCUGUGUUUCACUAUCCUCAAAGGUCCCAUCUCGGAUGCUUUGGCCAUGCAUCUGAGGGAGCGACACCAAGUUCUCCAAACAAUGCAUCCUGUUGAAAAAAAGAUGACAUACAAGUGCAUUCAUUGCCUGGGAGUGUACACCAGUAACAUGGUGGCCUCUACAAUCACGCUGCAUCUUGUGCAGUGCAGGGCCGUUGGUAGGAACCAGGCAGGCCAAGGCUUCAAGUCGGCCUUGACUCUGAACUCAUCGGGGGCUGGCUUCCUCAAGAGACAGCCACCGACGCAGGCCAUGUCCAACCCCAAGAAGAUGAAACUGAGCAAGGAGUCAAAGAUUUCUUCCACAACCGUUGGGAAUCACUCCGAAUCUGAUGGCCUCGCUCUGGAUCCUAGAAGCUAUGAGCACAAGACGUACGAGGCCAGGAAAAAUUUCCUGACGUCCUACUUCAACCGACGACCAUACCUCUCUCCUCAAGAAGAGGAGAAGCUGUCCGCGAGUCUGUGGCUCUGGAAAUCUGACAUUGCUAGUCACUUUGCAAACAAGCGAAGGAUGUGCGAGAGACAAUGCGAGACCAAGAAGCUGUCUGUGCUGCUCGGCUUUGACAUGUUCGCUCUAAAUAAAGUUAAGCAUGACUUGAUCUUUGUGGAGAGCAAGCUUGGUGGCACCUCCACAGGGAGAUCUGGAGGCCUCAAGUCUGGCACACCAAGCACAGACCAAAACAAGCAGUGCGAGACACUAAACUGUACCUUAAAACUCAGUACAUGCGCAGAGACCAUUUCCAUUGACUCAGACAGUGAACCAGAAAUGGAGGAUAGACCGACUGAGAAUGGAAAUGUUGAAACAGACAAAGACGAGAAUGUAAAAUCUGAGGAAGCAGCAAACCUGACAGAAGAGACAGAACCUUUGAACACGGACGAUACCUCAACAGAGAAGGAGAGCUCUUUGCAAGAUGGGAAAGCAAAUGCUUGGAUGACUUUCUGUUAGUGUCCCUGCUUAGCAGUGUGCCUGCUUAGCUGGAGUUGUAUAAAUCAAGACAAAGAAAAAGAAAAAAAACAGGUCUACGGUUACAAUUCACAAUUGUUCGGUCAAAUGGCAUGGGUGACUAAAACGCUUCAAUUCUAGAUGUUGACCUUGUUACCAGUGCUGGAAGGAAGGAAGAAAAAUAUACAUUAUAGUGCAUAAAUAUGGCAUAUGUAAGUGACACUGUAUAUAUUUUAGCCUUCUUUGUUAGUUUCUUCAUACAAUCUAUUAUUCACUUGUAAUUGUCACAAGAUUUUUGAAAUCAUUAUGCCAACUUCCCCACUUCCAUAUGUUUUUGUUUUUUUCUCUGACAAAGAACUGUAUCAUAUUGUCAUUUCACACUUAGAACGUGUAGGAUAUGCUAACCGCUUAUGUACAUGGUUAAGUAAAUAUGUUUGUUAAAUAAAACCUUUUA
Anoplopoma fimbria (sablefish) is the source of this 3413-nucleotide messenger RNA. RefSeq names its product activity-dependent neuroprotector homeobox a (gene adnpa). Gene Ontology annotation, biological process: regulation of gene expression. The transcript is spliced from 4 exons. Gene Ontology annotation, cellular component: nucleus. The record is from RefSeq and is a predicted model, not a curated record. Gene Ontology annotation, molecular function: DNA binding. Lineage: Eukaryota; Metazoa; Chordata; Actinopteri; Perciformes; Anoplopomatidae. Bases 425 to 2962 code for a protein of 845 amino acids.